AUGGCCACCCUCGGUACAACAUUCGUUGGUGCUUGGCUCGCCAUGCCAUCCGGAGAAAAGAAGAAAGAGCAAGGUCCUCCGAUCAAGGCAAGCAGCAAAGACGAGGAAAAGUUCAUUCAGGACUUCUUAAAGAGCGUAGAGGCCGAGGAAAAGAAGGCGAAGGCCUAA
Ophidiomyces ophidiicola is the source of this 168-nucleotide messenger RNA. RefSeq lists its product as uncharacterized. NCBI's taxonomy places the organism in Eukaryota, Fungi, Ascomycota, Eurotiomycetes, Onygenales, Onygenaceae. The record is from RefSeq and is a predicted model, not a curated record. Bases 1 to 168 code for a protein of 55 amino acids. The transcript has 2 exons. Gene Ontology annotation, biological process: proton motive force-driven ATP synthesis.